Ornithodoros turicata is the source of this 1167-nucleotide messenger RNA. RefSeq lists its product as uncharacterized. The coding region runs from base 1 to 1167 and encodes 388 amino acids. The record is from RefSeq and is a predicted model, not a curated record. Lineage: Eukaryota; Metazoa; Arthropoda; Arachnida; Ixodida; Argasidae. The transcript is spliced from 2 exons.
AUGGCAAGAAUCGAAAUACCUCGGUAUGUGAGCCAAGGGGUUGAAGACAUUGCGAACGUAAUCCAGGUGCACGUCUUCACGGACGCCAGUCAGUCGGCUGACGGAGCCAGCGUAUACCUGCGCACAGAGGACGUCAAUGGAAAGGUCGUGGUCACGCUGAUGGUUGCUAAAGCACGAGUUGCGCCGCUGAAAACACUGACCCUACCCCGCCUAGAACUCAUGGGAGCUCUAAUAGGAUGUAGGCUGGCCAAAAUCCUUUUGGGUUCGCUCUCUCACCUUCCCCUCCAGCUAAUCUUCUGGACAGACUCGAACAUCGUACUCUGUUGGAUUAAAGGAUCGGCACUGCGGUGGAAGCAGUUUGUAUGCAACAGGGUGACAGAAAUUCAAACUGCAACCGAUCCAGCUGCUUGGAGGCACUGUCCAGGGGAGCAAAAUCCAGCGGACCUGCCCACAAGAGAUGAAAGCAUGGAGAAACUGCUACACAGCAAGAUAUGGUUCAGAGGCCCUGCAUGGUUGUCGGAGUCGGCGGAGUUAUGGCCCAGCGGCACGCACGAACCGCUUGUGAACGAAGAGACUGUAGAAGCGGAACGUGUAAAGACACAAGUGCUCUUCGUGGACACGGACACUACUACUUCCAGCCUACUGUGGACUACAGUGGUUGACCGUUGCAGGCGAAAGAAGAGGCGGCAAGGGGCCCUAACUGCUAAUGAGGUUCAUGAGGCGGAGGUCCAUGGGGUUAAAGAUGCACAAAGGUCCGAGUACUACACAGAGCUACAGGAGCUCGCAGGUGGGGGCAUGGUGAGGCAGAAAUCUCCGAUCGCCCCCUUGCAGCCAGUUCUGGACCAGGAUGAUAUUUUAAGGAUUUCGGGACGGUUGCAGCACUCGACAUUGCCAACGGACAUAAGACAUCCGGUGCUCCUCCCGCACGGACACAGAGUAACCGAACUGAUCGUUGAGGCGGCUCAUCGACGGCUUCUCCACGGGGGUGUACAAGACACCAUAACCGAAGUGCGAGAGCGAUACUGGGUACAGCGACGCUUGUGGCCGCCUCAUCCAACGUGCCAUCUCAUCCACCGUGCCGCCUCAUCCAAUUUCGUGCCACCUCAUCCACCGUGCCAUGUCAUCCAUCGUGUCGUUUUGUCCAUCGAGCGGCCUCAUCCAUUUUGA